UCGAGCGGUAGAGUCGGGAGUGAAGUUCCGGGGGAAGAGAAUCAGUGUGGGACCGUCUCUAAGGAGCAGGGAGAAGGUGGAGCUGACUGUAACUCCUCAUAAUGCUGCUGUGAGAUAAAACAACUCCAGGAUUCGUGACCAGCCUCCAUCAAGUCUGAUCCUGUAACCACUUCGAGGAAUACAUCAGCAAAGGACACAUAUACCAGAUUUCACUUGAGAUGUUGCAGCUAGUUUGAAGGGGCCUGAGGCAGCUGACAGUACAGAAGAAUGAGCCUUCUGCUUUUUAUGCUUCUACGAAAAACACUUGUCAGUUAAUUGAUUGUGACUGAACCUAGAAAUUCAUAACGGGCACAUGUCCAAAGCAAAUCUGUGGCUAACCCAGCACACUGCAGUUUUGACUCUUCUUUAUGUUAAUUCACAAGUUUCUUGGGCUUUCCCCGUACAAAUUUUCGUUUGAUCAGCAGUAAAGACGAAGUGAAAAUGAUGAAGUACUGGGGUGAGAUUCCCGUGUCCUCUGCUCAGCCCAGUCGGAGCUCAUUUGAUCUGUUGCAGCGGGAGUUCCGGACGGUGGAAAUUCAAGACCCUCCGUUGCACCAGCCGUCAGCUGAUCGUCCCCGGCCGACGACCAUGCUAGACGUGCCGUCUGAGCCCUGCGGCCUGACCGUCCACACCAUCCAGCUACUACAGUAUAACCGCCGGCUACGGAGUCUUGUUGCUGCAGCACAGGCACAGGGCCAGGCACAGCUGGAGGGCGUGAAGGCAGAGGAGGCUGAGGCCCUGCCGCCUGCACCCGACUCACCGCCCAUCCCAGAUGAGCUACUGCCGCUGGAUAGCAAAAGCCCAAAGCUGCCUUUCCAAUUGAGACACAGUGACCCAGAGAGCGACUUCUACAGAGGAAAAGGUGAACCUGUGACAGAGCUCAGUUGGACGUCUUGUCGGCAGCUGCUUUACCAGUCAGUUGCCACCAUUCUGGCUCAUGCGGGCUUCGAAUCUGCCUACGAGGGCGUUUUGGAAACACUGACGGAUAUUGCCAGUGACUACUACUUCAAAUUUACACGGCUUCUGCGUUUUGCCACGGAUCGAGAAGCACGGGUCGGCCAGACCCCAUUCCAGGAUGCGAUGGAGCAGGUCUUCCACGAGAUGGGAAUCGGCAGCGUGCUCUCCUUGCAAAGGUUCUGGCAACAUCGUAUUAAGGAUUAUCAUAGCUACACUCUCCAGGUGAGCAAGCAACUGGCUGAAGAGUAUGAGAAACUGGUUAGUCCUGAGAAGAUCUCCACUGAGGACACUAAACCAUUGAAAAUAAAGGAUGAGCCCAUUAGUGAUAUUGCUUUCCCAGUCAAUGAAGAGAAUGAGUCUGAUCUGUCUGCAGGCGAGCAGGCCCUACAACUUGGGGUCCUGGCACAGGCUCAUGAACGUUUUGCUGCUGCCCUGGAGGUUGAUGCAUCCCCACAGACAUCCGGGCCUGAGGUAAGCAGCUCUCCGUUGUGGAACCUGACUCAAGUUAAAAUGGAGCCUCAGGAGAAUGAAGAAGGCAGUGGGCCUCCUCAUGGUGUUUUGGGCAAUGAUGUUUUUGAAGAGCCAAUGUCUGCCAUGAGUGACUCUGGUAUCCCGCAAACCCCUAACACUGCUGGUUCUGAUGGCAGCUACAUGUCCCAUUCACCUGACAGCCUGAUCGCCUCUUCUCCUGUUUUCAAUCAGCGACCAAAGAAAAAGAUGAGAAAGAUGUGAAUAUACACUGGGCAUGAAAAUGUCUCUUUAUUUUUCUCUCUACUUUUACUUUUCAGGUGCUUACUUGAAAUAGUUCUUUUCCAUAAUAAUGACUGCUAAAUUGAAAUAUUUUUCCAACCAAAACAGGAAUUGAAUUCAGAAUCAUUGUUGAGUUUACUGUCAGUGGGACAAGAACAAAACAAUAAUAAAAACUGCUUCAAGCAGCCUGAAGUUCCUUCAGGUUAAUUAUAAUGGUGCUGAAGAGGAAAAUUCCAGAAAAUAAUCUGGACUUUUGAGGAUCUGUAUGGAUGCAAUGCUACAUUUCCACUAAUGAAAUGUAAGUUGUAAUUUGGUUUCAAGUGAAGAAGAGUUCUUAUUCAGAGAGAAUUUUUGUUUCUAUGCCAUUAAUACAAACUGUUCACUUACUGUAUUGCUUGUUAUGUAACCAACAUGACAGCCAUUAUAGAUAAUCAGAUGUAGCUAAUUUGCCUAAAUCGUAGAAACAUGGAAUCCCUACAUUGUGGAAACAGGCCAUUCAGUUCAUCAAGUUCACACUGACCCUCUGAAGAGCAUCCAACCUAGACCCACCCCUUCCCUAUCACUAUAACCUUGCAUUUUCCAUUGUUAAUCCACCUCGCCUACAUUUCCCUGGACUCAUUGGGCAAUUUAGCAUGGCCGAUUCACCUAACCUGCACAUCUUUGAAUGAAAUCAGCAUGCUUACUAAGUGAGAAGGAAUUCAUCGUUAUUUUAAUCCACCUGUUUGGACAUACGGUGACACACCUCUGGGAAAGGUGGGAUUUUAACUUGGAUCAUCUUGCUGAAAGGUAGAGACAAUACCACAAUGCCAUAUAGUGACAGUUAUAGAAUUAUAGAAUCCUGAUUGAAACUUAAUAUUAACAUAAAUCUAGAAUAAAAAUCUAGUCUCUGUAAUUGUGACUGGCAACUGUCAUGAAUUGUUAUAAAUGUCCAUCAGUUUCUUGUGUGUCUUUUGAGGAAGGAAAUCUGCCAUCCUUACCUGAUUUGGCAUUUGUGUAACUACAGUAAUGUAGGUGACUCUUAGCAUUUUUAGGAAUAGUUAAGUUAUCCACUACAUUUAUAAGGUCAUUAGGGAUGGCCAAAGAAUUCUGACCUUGCCAGUGACAGUCAUGUCCCAUCAAAGAAUCAAAACAAUCUUUCAACGACAGAAAUUAAGCCUCGACUCUUUCUCCAUUUCUGACAGGGUAACUGUGCUUAUAAAACCAAGGUGCUAACUUCCUCACUUGGAAAUAACACCAGCUUUGUACAAGUGAAACCCAAGUUUGGUGUUUAAUCCCCAAGAAUCUAACAAUUCUGGCAUAAAAUCUGCUAAAAGUAUCUUGUGUGUCUGAAACCUUGCAGAGUUACAUUCCCUUCAGAGAGUUAACGAGAGGAGGUGGUGUGAAAGAAGACAUUGAGUGAUGGAAGAAGAACUAGUUUAGUUGAAUUUCCAACCAGCCAGUGCUGACAUUGUAGCAGUCUGCACACAACUUGCGCUGCCUCCAUAAUAGACAGCUUUUUCCUUCUUGCUGGCUUUUCACCUCCCCUGUGCAACCAUUGAGUUAAGAAACAGUGUAAUUGUAUGAAUCCAAGCUGUUAGCACUCCACUCAGAUUGAAUGUUCAUGCCUCAUAUAUUUCUGACUAUGAACUUCAGACUCCCUCCUAAAUGCACAACAUGGAUAACCCCCCCCCCUUAAGGUAGAAGUGGAGCAUUGAGACUUUGUAGGUAUUUCUUUUCUUGUCUGGGUCUUCCUCUGAACAUUUGGACAUCAAAGCCACAUGUUCACAAUUUAAACAAACUAUUCAUAGGCACUUUUUUUAUUAAUAUCAAAUUGUCUUAGGUGAACAAGCUCCUAAAUUAAGACAUUUCGUGAGAAAAAACAUAACCAUUUUGAUUUGUUAUCUGAAAAUGUGUUUUUCGGCAUGACCAAUGUGCAGAGCAGGUAUUUUCUAACCACGGUUAUUAUUCAAUUAUUACUUGCACUAGCAACUUUCUAUUUUACUGUGACACAAAAUAUUAAACAUACUAGCAAUUAAAGAAUAGCUUAGAACUUGUUUGUGGUGUUUCCAGAACAAUUGGCUUCUAUGGUAAGCUCACGCAGUUCAGAGAACCAAAUAAAAAUCUGUUUUAUGAAAUUAAAUGUUGUAGCCUUUGACAAUCUGGAAAGCUGUCUGGGCUUGGACCAUGGGAAUUUAGAAGUGUCCUGGGAAUACACAGUGCGUUCAUAGAACUGUCUUCAAAAGUUAUAGGAAAGGGUCUGCUCCCUGAAAUGUCUACUUACUGUCAACUUUGCUGAACAUUUCAGACAUUCUUUGUUUGUUCUCUUCAAAGAACUGUUUGUUUCUAUUAUUUGAAACUAAGCCAACCACUGGUGUCUACUGAUAAUUUAUAAAGUGCAGUGCUCAUGUGUGGGAAGGUUAAGAUAAUAAAAGUCUUCUUUCAA
Molecule: messenger RNA, 4168 nt
Organism: Chiloscyllium plagiosum (whitespotted bambooshark)
Lineage: Eukaryota; Metazoa; Chordata; Chondrichthyes; Orectolobiformes; Hemiscylliidae
Gene: supt7l
Product: SPT7 like, STAGA complex subunit gamma
Cellular component (GO): SAGA complex
Molecular function (GO): transcription coactivator activity; protein heterodimerization activity
Source: RefSeq, a predicted model, not a curated record